This is a messenger RNA of Balaenoptera acutorostrata (minke whale), 1689 nucleotides long. RefSeq names its product neural cell adhesion molecule 1-like. NCBI's taxonomy places the organism in Eukaryota, Metazoa, Chordata, Mammalia, Artiodactyla, Balaenopteridae. The record is from RefSeq and is a predicted model, not a curated record. The coding region runs from base 1 to 1689 and encodes 562 amino acids. The transcript has 7 exons. Gene Ontology annotation, molecular function: protein binding.
AUGGGGACCCGGCCUGAGGAGCAGGGCAGCUGGAAGGGUAGGAGGUGUGGAGAAUUAGGGGUUUCCAAAAAGCGUUUGCUGACUGAUCCAAGCAAAAGGGAACCCAGUGCACCUAAGCUCGAAGGGCAGAUGGGAGAGGAUGGAAACUCUAUUAAGGUGAACCUGAUCAAGCAGGAUGACGGCGGCUCCCCGAUCCGACACUACCUGGUCAAGUACCGAGUGAAGCUCUCCUCCGAAUGGAAACCAGAGAUCAGGCUCCCAUCUGGCAGUGACCACGUCAUGCUCAAGUCCCUGGACUGGAAUGCCGAGUACGAGGUCUGUGUGGUGGCUGAGAACAAGCAGGGAAAGUCCAAAGCAGCUCACUUUGUGUUCAGGACCUCGGCCCAGCCCACAGCCAUCCCAGCCAACGGCAGCCCCACCUCAGGCCUGAGCACGGGCGCCAUCGUGGGCAUCCUCGUCGUCACUUUCGUCCUGCUCCUGGUGGCCGUGGACGUCGCCUGCUACUUCCUGAACAAGUGUGGCCUGCUCAUGUGCAUCGCCGUCAACCUGUGCGGAAAAUCGGGGCCUGGAGCCAAGGGCAAGGACGUGGAGGAGGGCAAAGCCGCCUUCUCGAAAGAUGAGUCCAAGGAACCCAUCGUGGAGGUGAGAACUGAGGAGGAGCGGACCCCAAAACACGAUGGAGGGAAACACACAGAGCCCAACGAGACCACGCCGCUGAUGGAGCCCGAGCUGCCUGCUGACACCACAGCCACUGUGGAGGACAUGCUGCCUUCUGUCACCACCGUUACCGCUAACUCUGACACUAUCACCGAAACCUUUGCUACUGCUCAGAACAGCCCCACCAGUGAGACCACCACCCUUACCUCCAGUAUCGCCCCCCUGGCCACGGCCACCCCUGAUUCAAACUCUGUGCCCGCCAGCCAGGCCACCCCUUCCAAGGGGCCCGGCGUUGCCGCCACCUCCCCGCCCCCAGCGUCAGCCCCCAAGGUCGCCCCCCUCGUUGACCUGAGUGACCCCCCGACCUCAGCCCCCGCCGCCAGCAACCUGUCCUCUAGCGUCCUGGCAAACCAGGGGGCCAUGCUCAACCCCAGCGCCCCUGCCAGUGCGGGCAAGGCCCCCAAGACCCCUCCGGCUGGCACGCCGGUCCCCCCCCCAGCCGGGGCAGCCGGUCCCCUAGCAGUGGCACCGACGACCCCCACCCCAGAAGCCCCCCAGGCCAAGCAGGAGGCUCCCGGCACCAAAGGUCCGGACCUUGAGCCCACCCAGCCCGGCACCGCGAAGAGCCCAGCCGAGGCAGCCAGGGCCCUCGCCAGCCCGAAGAGCGAGGCGGCCUCCAUCAGCACCACAAACCCUGCCCAGGGCGAGGACUUUAAAAUGGAUGAAGGGAACUUCAAGACCCCAGAUAUUGACCUUGCAAAGGAUGUUUUUGCAGCCCUGGGCUCUCCUGCUCCCGCCGCCGGGGCCAGUGGACAAGCCCCUGAGCUUGCUCCUUCCACGGCCGACGGCGCUGUUCCUCCUGCGCCAGCCAAGACCGAGAAGCGUCCUGUAGAAGCAAAGCCGGAGUGCCAGGAGACAGAAACGAAGCCAGCGCCAGCCGAAGUCAAGACGGUCCCCAACGAUGCCACACAAACAAAGGAGAACGAGAGCAAAGCAUGGUGGGUGACGAGACACCAGCAAAGAUCAAAGUAA